ACUUUCACUUACACACCCAGCAGAUAACAGUGGGAACUAAUAAUACUGCUGUAACAACAAUGUCGGGAUAGCGGUGACUGUGAAUUCACAGGGAAACAUCUCGUGUUGGGUGGCAGGCUUGAUCAGAUCCUGUAGUUUCCUCACCAUAUCAUCAGGCGUCUGCACAGGGAAUAUGCCAGCCUUCCUAAAUGAGCUCUGAAGACUUGUAGCGCUGAGAGCCUGGGGGUAAACUUCAUAAGCCAAUGCACAUGCAUCAUAUUUUGUCACCAUUCUAUGAUUCUGCCUUGCAAAUGUGCUGCACUUUUGACUGUAUAUAACCUGGAAUGGCCCGAAGCAACCUACAUCCAUAGGUUGGAGGAUGUGAGGGGGUAAAACAAACAAUACAAUGUUAUGUUCCUUGGCCCAGUCUAUCAGGUCGAUGGCUAUGUGACUAUUAUGGCCAUCAUACAAGACUAACAUGGUUUCAUCACAUCCCUCCCUUGGCAGUACUUUAGAAAAUGGUGCUUUAGGUACCGACUGAAAAUAGCUGAGUUUGACCAUCCCUUAGGUGACAUCUCUGCAUCAGUUCCUGGUGUCUUCCCCUCCAAAAGGCCCUCGGUGAGACGAGCUCCCGGAAAAACAAAAUACGGGGGUAUGUGAUGCCCCAAAGCAUUGCCAGCUCCAAUGAUGGUGAUCGUCUGGCCUCUCUCUGGGACAACAGCUUGUGGGUGGAAUUCCUUCCCUGCUACAACAUUAGGUGGCUUAAACUCAGUGUUGACCCCCUUCUCAUCAAUAUUAUAGAUGAGGUGAGGUUUGUCCGCCAAACCAUACUUUGAGAUAAUGUUAUUCAGUUCUGUAAAGUAUGCCUUCACCACUUCCUCACUGGCACACCUUGCUCUCGACUCAGACAAUGUGGAAGGGCGCACAACCUUUAGCUCUGGCCAUCUCCCCAUGAAGUUGUAAAACCACUUCAUGCUGAAGGGCUGUUCCUUCUGCUGUUUCUUCAGGGCCACCACAUACUCUGAUGCCAGGUUGAUAACCUCAGCCCUUCUAUAGCCAUACCCCACACUUGCCAACUCUUUAAUGUGAUUCACCAGCCUAGCCUCCUCUUCCAAGUUGAGUGCAGGAUCUGGUCCGGAAUUAGUUACAGCUAUUGAGAGCUCCUGAAAAGACAUGAAAAUAAAACGUGAAUUAUUCCGUUCAUUAAAUCAUCAGGCCAUGUGAAGAUGUGAAAUGAACCUGUUGUGAAUAAAUAGCAAUCAAAUACUGAUUAAAUCCUAAUAAAUUACCUGCCACUCUGUCUCUCAAAGUUGUGAGUGGGACUCUGUACAGCUUAGAGGCUUUGUAGGCAGACACCCCUUCCUCUUUCACCAUUCUGUAGGCAUUUGCCAUGUCAUCGGGGCUCCAGGCUCUCAGCUUGGCUGGCCUGUUGGGCUGCUUAAGUUGUAAUGAGAUACAACAUGAUUGAUCACGUUCAAUAAAAAACGAUAAAAAUGAUUUAAAAAAUGGCAGAUAUGCGCUUCCGUAGUUAAAAAAUUAUGCCAGGUAUCCCCAUUACGUCACGUGCUAUUUUGAGCUCAACACGUAAACUUCCUGUUGUUAUCAAUACAAAUGAAAAGCGAUGGCUAUUUGUGCGUUUAUUCACUGAUUUGUGAAUGGGAAAAAGUUACCAUAGGCUGAGAUAGUGAGGUAAGGCAUUCAUAUUGUUAUUUAAACGUAUCUCUUACCUUAAUUCGUAACAUUUUCUUGACUUUUGGCACAAGAUAGCAGAACAGCAGAUGAAACUCUGUAGGGCUUUUCCUCUGUCAAAAACGCACGCGCGGUCUCAUGAGAAACGCGAUUAUGCAAAUGCUAUCAAGAAUAGGUUUCUAUCGAGAACAGGUGAUGAGAUAUUACUAAAUAAUCAGUGGUGCUGCUGUAAUUUCAGACAUUAUUCAGUGUAGAACUGACUGGGAUGCAGCCUGAAACUUCUAGAAGGUGGAUUGUGAGGUGAAUGAGUUGUUUGUGCGCGUGAUGUUUAUUCAUGUCACUGUCUUAUGCAUGUGCACCUUGUAAUGAGGCGGAGAGCGAUCAUGGCAGGAUGGUGUUGCCUGGAGUCUUCCCUUGAUCGCUCGUCUAAACUCGGACUUGAGGUGUUGCAGAGAGCCAAAAGACGGUCAGAAACCUGGAAGAGUGUCGGAUCAUCUCAUCGCAAUGAUUCUGGCACCGAGAAACACACGGAGGGUUGUGGUGGAUCAGGGGCCUCUCCCAGGAAUGGGCACAAGGAGCUUCUGGAACACCCAGCUGCCCAUGUGACAUUGGAUAAUGCUUUUGCAAAAAUAGUGGAGUGCAUGUCUGAAACCAGCAAUCAGUGCAAGAAGUUUUACAGGUCUGGAAGUACACCAGAGCUUCAUGAACAGGAGCGAACCCAUGUGUGUCGCUUUCAUGCUAAGCAGCUUCAACAGACUUCAAGACAAAUUCCAACCUCUACCUUAACCUCUAAAAGGGCUCAUUACACUGGUUUGUCCGAGCCAGAAGAUUUCCUUAUUGAAGUGUCUCCGGGCACUUAUGCCAUCACAGCAGCAAUGCAGGAUGCCUGCCCACAGACCCAGGUGGUGCACAUCAAUUCAGGGGAGAGCAGGAGACUCACGUUCAGCCUUUGACCUCAAGCUCCUAUCCUCAGGGUUUGACAAAAUGUUUCCAAAUACAGUGAAUCAUCUGGUCAUCUAAAAGCAGUCUCAUUUCAUUGCACUGAAAAUGAAAUUUUGAACUGAAUUUAAGCUCUUUGAUGCACUUAAUGAAAUGUAAAAUGUGCCUAAAUGUAAUGUGUAUAUGUACUACUCAGGGUAUGUUCAUCAGCAGUACUAAAUUUUAACAGUGAUGAUCAGAUUAUGUGCAAUACAACUUUUGCCUUUUAUUUUGUGAACCUUUGGUGCAGAAAUAAACACAUAUAUAGAUUUUGACAGUAUUUUGCUGCAGGUUAUUGUAGGAGUUACAUUUUUCUCUUAUAAUUCACAGCACUAUCAAUCAAUUACUAUGCAUUAGGGCUGCAACAUAUAUUUGACAGGUUAUUUUAAAAAUGCAUUUAAAAAUAUGAAAAAAGGUAUUCAUGAAAUUUCAGAAGCAUCCUACUCAGGCUUCUGAGUGUAUAAAUUUAAACAUAAGAAGACUAACUAAUUAGUCUUGGUCUAAGACUAGCUUAAUUAGUUUUAUGACUUGAAGUAAUAUCAUUUGCAUGGAUUACUGCAUUUAUAGUGUAUUUACAUGUACAGCAUUUAGCAGAUGCCUUUAUCCAGAGUGACUUGCGGAAGUGCUUUGUAGUCUCUAUUAAAGCAUCCCCAUACUAGUUCACUAGGUCAAGGACUAAGAAUACCAUUGAGAAUUUUGUGAAACCCAGAUAUUUUUUUUAUUAGCAUUGAUUUAAAUAAUAUGAAAAAUAAAGUCAGCAAGCCAAAACAAAUCAAUAAAUUAAUCAGUCACUUUUAUAUAUAUAAUUUUUUAAACAAACAAAUGCAAAAAAACACCUGUAUAAACAGAGGAUGGGCUGUAUGGGUGCAUAGCUGUAAGCCUUAUGGCCAAGUGCCUCUGGCUGAAGGAAGAUUGAGGUUACGCUUAUGAGGGAAAGGACCUUAAUUUUUUUCAUAGGAUGAAAACUAGCUUACACAUCGGUUCCAUUUGUCGUGGCAUCUUCUUUUAACACCGUGCAACAAUUCCAGCACAGUUUGAAAAUAGUGGUUUCCCUGUGUGACACACUUGGUGUCCAUGAUCACCUGGAUACAGUGCAGAUUUUUCCCCUCUAUUUCCAUAUCACACCAUUUUCUUUUCAUCCCAUUUAAUUCAUGCCUAAUUCACCUUUUCUGUAAUUUGUUUCUAGAUGUUGACCUUUAAGGUGCUGUUACACUGCUAAAUAUUUUCGACUGGCAUAGGAGGAUGUCAAAAUGAUGUCCACCUCAGCCUUUCUGCCUUUUCUUUCACCGUUUUGUGUUUCAAGACUGAGUUUAGCUCAUGCUACGGUACAAAUAUCGUUUAUCCCCAUGAUUUGUCAAAUUAUUUGUGUACAUCACAAAACAGCUAUUAAUGUGCAAGAUAUUCACCAGUCACUGACAAAACAUGUAAAUAAAA
Neoarius graeffei (lesser salmon catfish) is the source of this 4080-nucleotide messenger RNA. RefSeq names its product A kinase (PRKA) interacting protein 1 (gene akip1). Gene Ontology annotation, cellular component: nucleoplasm. NCBI's taxonomy places the organism in Eukaryota, Metazoa, Chordata, Actinopteri, Siluriformes, Ariidae. Bases 2016 to 2621 code for a protein of 201 amino acids. The transcript is spliced from 6 exons. The record is from RefSeq and is a predicted model, not a curated record. Gene Ontology annotation, biological process: regulation of non-canonical NF-kappaB signal transduction.